This is a messenger RNA of Neodiprion virginianus, 2805 nucleotides long. It is a transcript of the gene Pez, whose product is annotated as tyrosine-protein phosphatase non-receptor type 14. NCBI's taxonomy places the organism in Eukaryota, Metazoa, Arthropoda, Insecta, Hymenoptera, Diprionidae. Bases 667 to 2028 code for a protein of 453 amino acids. The transcript has 7 exons. The record is from RefSeq and is a predicted model, not a curated record. Gene Ontology annotation, cellular component: cytoskeleton. Gene Ontology annotation, molecular function: protein tyrosine phosphatase activity.
UCGGUUUUUCUGUGCUUCAUUUCUUGAAAAACGCUACAACUAAUAAUUUGAUCAGUGUCGUUUCCAAGAGAAAGCAAUUCUGACCAGUUACGAGUGCUUCAGGCCUCGUGUUGAAAAGAUAAACAGCUAAAAAAAACUGUGAAAUAUUUUUUAUAUUUUCGUAGGGGCUGAUUUGGCUGAUGCUACGAAUAUUCGAGUUCUGUUUUGGGACUUUCUGAGCACCUAAUUAACCGAAAAGGUGGUUGAGUAAAUUGUCUACGAAACAAAAAUUUUACUGGUGAAAAAUAAAAUAUAUGUAUAAAUAAGGCUGGAACAAAAUAAUGUGGCAAGAUUGUUGCGCUAUACUACUCAGCAUCUUCAAUAUGGCAGCUGUUACUGUCCUUGGGCAGUGUUUUUGACGUUGAUGAUGAACGUGUAUUUUAUCAGAUAAGGAUUGAAUAAGGUUUUUGUUUCGUGUACAAACAUGUAGUGAGCUAAAUAUUCAGUGACAAAUGACAACAGACACCAAACACCCUCACCUCAAUUACUUACACCUCUGACAUAUGACAGAAGAGAGGGAUACACUCGUCACGUAUCCACGGUUCCACGGUCAACGUUAUCAAAGUUCUCGGACCAGCUAGCAAAAAAACUUGGUCGCGCCCAAGGCUACUCAUCACGCAAAGAAAAAUGCCGUUCAAAUUUCAUCUAAAAAAAAGUCGACAGUACAAUGUUAUAUCUAAGAAUCAGUAUGUAAUUUGUGUCGAGCUUUUGGACACAGGAUCAAUAGAAUGUACCUUGGAUGUACAAAGCCUGGGCCACGAAUGUCUGACCAAUGUAGCGCAGAGGCUAGGUCUUGGACAGCCAGAAUUCUUCGGACUGAGCUAUAUCUCUCAUCAUGGAUCGCCAGCAACGCGCUGGGUCCAGAUGGACAAACCUCUUAAACGGCAACUUGAAAAGGAAGCUAGAAGCUUUAAUUUGCGACUUAGAGUUAUGUAUUUUAUUACCGAUGUCCAGCUCAUACAGGAUGAAAUAACGAGGUAUCACUAUUAUCUACAACUGAAAAUGGAUGUUAUCGAUGGUAGAAUUCACUGUAACUCUAGAGAGGCAAGCACCUUGGCAAGCUAUUCGAUGCAGGCAGAAUUUGGCAAUUACGACCCUCAACGACACACCGCAGAGUAUCUUCAGCAGUGCAUACUAUUUUCAAAAAACGUUAUACAAGCUGAUUCUAGCGGGCAAGACUCAUUACUUUCAGCAGCCAUUGUUCGAUACAAGAACCUUUCUGGUCUUACACAAGCUGCCGCAGAAGAACUUUAUGUGUCUAUUGCUGUACAUCUGGAGGGCUAUGGCCGAGAAACAUUUGCUGCUAAGGAUGAUGCAAAUAACGAAAUCUUUCUUGGAAUUUCAAUGAACGGAAUCAUCAUUGGGUACUCUAACGUGCAGCUGACAUCAUUUUACAGUUCUACCUAUAUAAUAUGUUACAGAUGGAAAGAUAUUAGCAAUGUAAUCAAUCAUAAAAAAACAUUCAAAAUCGAAUGUCAAGCUGAAAAUGAAGAACCCAAGCAGUUUCAUUUUAGUGAUGCGCGAACAGCGAAGUAUGUUUGGCGAUUAUGUAUAUCUCAGCAUACAUUCUACAUGCAACACCAAGAGUCUAAUCUCGUCAAUAAAAUGAGUAAUAGUCAUCUAGAUCCUGAUAAUAUUGAUGUAAGAGAUGAAAUAAGAGACGUAAAUAUCGAUAAUGAAGCCAAAGCUACAAGUCAGGCACAUUUCAAUAGCUGCAAUGAUAUAUCCUCGUCGCCAUUCCCUGUCGCUGCAUCAUCUAUCAAUUUGGAUACACUUCGUGCCUUACUUCCAUCUUAUAGACCGGCACCUGAUUAUGAUACUGCCGUGCAAAGAAAAUACAAUACUGCCCCAAAUGGUUCACAUCACUAUUACGCGAACCAAUCGAAUGUACAUUCGCCCUCACUUGCGCACGAAGUUUGUAUGUCAACAAUUAUCAGCCCUGAAUUAUCGUCUCUACUCGGUAAUGCAGUGAACAGAAGUAGAUAUUGAUUAAUGUAAACAUACAUUACGGGUAUUUAAAAGAAAAAUGUUGAAUCAUACAUAUAGUUUGUAUCAAGUGCCUCUUACUUCGGAUAGUUUUGCAAUCUAUGUAAUAAAUCUUAACACGUCGUAACGCAUCAAAGCGCAGUUUUUUUUAUUUUUUAUUUUUUUAUCACUAAUCCACGUCAUUAGAACGCAUACUGUAAAUUAUUCGCAUUUUCAUCAUAAUUUUAAAGAUACGAUGAAACUGCUGUACGUUUUAUCAUAUUUAUUUAUCAAGAAUAAAUGCCUGAUUCAGGAAACUUAAUAUCGUUUUUUUUUAUUUAUUACAAUUGCAACGACAAUCAAAUUCGACUGUUUCGUAUAGAAAAAAUAAUGAAAACGCUUUAUUCCAAUUAAAAAAUACAUAAAUAACCAUAAGAAUCCGACAACAGUUACCCUUCUCUUUCACAAACAAAAUAGAACCACUAGAUACUACAAAACUUCCAUGAGAUCUUGGCGCGCAGCAUAGUAAACAGUUGAAAACUUCCUAUACAAACACUUACUUCUCUCUACCAAAAUUAUACUGUCGAUCUUGAAUACUGUUCGCACUAUUUAUUAGAUGAAAGCAAUAUAUGCAUAUGAAAAUAACCGACCAAUUUUUGUAAAUAAAGAAAAUAGAUUUGUAAACAGCUAGCAAUAUCGGAAAUUAAUUAAAAGAUUUGUUUAUGCAAAAACCAUACACAAUAGAGGAAAUUCUUCUAGUCUGUGACGUGCUAAGUUCACUUGGUGAGUGUUGCUGGGUCC